AUGUUUACUUUAACUAAUGGACCCUCAGCAAUAGUUCAUUUACUUCAAAAUCUUUUAUUAACUGGAAUAGAUCAAAGAGAAUGGUACAAUGCAACCUUAGUUUGCAGUGCUCUAGUCAUUUUUGGAAAGGCUAGCAAUUUUAUUCUUUUCUGUCUCUUUUCCAAACACUUUAGAAGACGUUUAUUUGCUUUAGCACAAAAAAGAGUUCAUAAAAGAUUAGCUUCUUCAGUUGGGAUGGGGAAUAAAGGAGGAUUUGUUGGUGGAAGUAAACGAAGUAAUUAUAACAAAUUUAGAGGGGAUUCAUCAAAUGCCGGAAAACAAUAA
Molecule: messenger RNA, 324 nt
Organism: Meloidogyne enterolobii
Lineage: Eukaryota; Metazoa; Nematoda; Chromadorea; Rhabditida; Meloidogynidae
Source: the annotation of a GenBank genome assembly